UGCCCCGGCGGCGGCGUCUCCCUCCGACCGGCGGUGUCCCAGGCAGGCCCCGGGAGGUGUCCGGCGGGCGGGCGGACGCGAUGUGGCGGCUCCGCUGCAAGGCCAAGAACGGCACUCACGUCCUGCAGGGCCUCUCGAGCCGGUCCCGCGUGCGGGAGCUCGAGGGCCAGAUAGCCGCCGUCACCGGGAUCGCCCCCGGCGGGCAGCGGAUCCUCGUCGGCUUCCCUCCCGAGUGCCUGGACCUCAGCGACGGGGAGACCGUGCUGGGGGACCUGCCCAUCCAGUCGGGCCAGGCCUGGGACAUUCUCCGCUUCCCUUCGCUUCUCUCUCUGGGAGCCCCUUUCACCGCCUCCUGUGUCUUGUUUCGGGUGAUGCCUGAAAGGGAGCUGUGGCCAGAGGGCCCUGGCACGGAACCCGUGACCCACAUUGGCAGCUGUGACAGCAUGACGAGCAUCAACUCCACUCACUCGGGAUUUAGUGACAACAGCUACGACUUCCUAUCAGCAGAAGAAAAAGAGUGUCUACUUUUCCUGGAAGAGACCAUUGGGUCCUUAGACAAGGAGGCUGACAGUGGCCUCUCUACUGACGAAUCUGAGCCAGCCACACCCCAGGGCCCAAGGACACAGCCUGCUCUCCAGGGCUCUCCAGAGGAAAGACUGACUCAGGAGGGAUCAGAGCAGAAGAGGGAUAUUCAAUCCAGUCUGACCCAUCUUCGGCAAGCCCAAGAGCUGGGCCUUAAGUCUGGAUCCCACAGCCUUCCCCGGAACAUCCAUAUUAGCAGGGACCAGAGCCUUAGAGAGGGCUCCACCUGUCUCUCUAGUCAGUCUGAAGGACAUAUCCCUAAAGGGCUUGUGUCAACACCUUUGCAAAACAGAGGCAGCAGUGUGGCCCCACCUGUCUCUCCAGGGACACCUUCUGAAUUAGCGGAGGUACUCAUACCCCCACCAGAGGCUUUCCGGGACACUUACCAGAAGCAAGGUACUAGAGGGAGCCUCUCCCUUAAAGAGAAGACAAAGCCAGGUCAAGGAAACUUGCCCUGGCCCCACUCGGCACCUGACACCCAGAAGAAAGAAGCAUUUUUGAAGAAUAUGUCCCAAAGAACCAGUGAGAAGAACUUGGAAGGGGUCUCAAGGCAGCCUGGGCUGCCUCCGACUCUGCCUUCUGAAAACCGGGGAUCUGAAGACUUUCCCCUCCCGGCAGGAGAUGAUAAGGGUACUAAAUUUCCUCCCCCAACAGCUCCCAAGUCCCGCAAACUUCCCCCCAAUAUUAUACUGAAGACCAGUCGCAGUAACUUUCCUAGUGACCCUCAGAACCGGUUCUCUCACCGUUCUCAAGCUACCCCAAGAGAAGCGACUCUGGAGCGUGCUGGUUCUGUAGCCUCUGGGCUCCAGGAGCAGAGGCGAGCCAGGCGAGAGGCACUAGAGAAGUUAGGACUCCCCCAAGACCACAAUGAUGAACCCAACCUCCAUUUGGCCAAGUCUGGGAGCAUUCUCAGGUCUAAGCAAUCACCAGCUCAGGCUCCCACUCCAGACCCUGCUCCCAUUCUGGCUCCUGCUCCAAGCCAGGCUCCUGCUCCAGUCCGGGCUUCAGUUCCAGCCCCUGCUCCUGCUCCAGUUUCUGCUUCUAGUGGAGUCCAGGCUCCAGUUUCAUCUCAAGCUGUAGCUUCUGUUCCUGCUUCAGCUAAGGCUACAGGUCCUCCGUCCACACCCAUCCCCAUCCCCAAGCCCACAAAAGUCAGCAGCAGCCCCCCAACUCAAUCAAGAUCGGACUCCAGACUGGAGCUGAAGGAAGGCUCCAUCCCUGGCCUUCGGCAGAUGAACUUCAAGUCCAACACUCUGGAACGGUCAGGAGUGGGGCUGAGCAGUUACCUCUUAGCUGAAAAGCACAACCCACCCCAGACCAGCACUUCUCUGGGCAAGGUCCCUUUCUUGGACAGGAUCUCGCCGAAUGUUCUGCGCAACACCAGGCCCCGUCCAGCCUCUUUGGGUGGAGGGAAAGACUUUGCCAACAUCCAGGUGGGCAAGCUGGCAGACCUAGAGCAGGAAAAGAGCUCCCAACGUUUCUCCUACCCAGGACAGAGCCGAGACAAGCUUCCCCGGCCUCCAUGUGUCAGUGUUAAGAUCACCCCCAAAGGCAUUCCAGAUGAGAACCGUCGGGAGGCCUUAAAGAAACUGGGCCUGCUGAAGGAGUAGACUCAGGGCUGCUGGGUGAGGAGAGGCAUUAGACGCUCUCUAAGGACUCCUGGUUCUGCAGAGGGACUGGUGUGAAGGAUAUCCUUUGGAUGUUUUCCCCUUUCUUUCUAGAGGGUUAGAAGUGGAUGGUGAGGGGAGAGGAGAAGGAGAGGAGAGAGAAAGGAGAGAUUCAGCCUUGAGCUUCGCAGAGGCUGUCAGUAAAGUUCCUAAGAAGCUGUCUUGUAUGUGUGUGUGUGUGUGUGUGUGUGUGUGUGUGUGUGUGUGUGUGUGUGUUCUAUAAUAAUAUGAGAUGGUAUUAUUAAUACAGCAAGUCCCAAAAGUCUUAGUGCAGUUGUGAGUUUAUGAAAGCUUAAGUUUAAGCUUAUUAAACUGUGAGACUGCACUAAGACUUUUAGGACACAUUGUAUGUAUUAGUCUGUAUAUAUCAUGGGGAUAUUUAUAUUACAAUAGUAAUAAUUGCUCAGGACUCUGAUCUUAAAGGAGGUGUCUCUCUACUUGCUGGCGUCCAGCUGGAUGGGGAAGAAAAAUAUAUAAGGGUGGUCAAGGUUGUUAAGAGGAUAAGAUAUCAAGAAAGGCACUGGGUUGAUGACUUCACUGACACAGGAAAUGCCCACUACUAAUGCAGGUCAGCAUCUUCUGCCCUCUCUGCAACUUAGGAGCAGUGAGAGGUUCAUUUUCCCAGGGUCACUAAGGCAGUUUGUGUCAGGUCUUUCUGUCUCUGAGGCAGCUUUUGGCUGUCUCCACCACGCCAUCUCUCCAAAAUGAGAUAACUUUCAUGAAAGUGCUUUUAAAAGAGUUCACAAUCAUAAAAUGUAAAUGUGGCUCUACUAGGAUCUGGGCAGUGAGUUCAUUCCUAAGCUGGGGCUCAGUGGUUGAUGCUGUUGUACAUUCUCUCCCCUCACCUGAGACCCCAAGAUAAGUCCAACCACCUGAUUGGGCAAAGGGACAGAGGAAGAGGCCAGAUAUCCAUGUCUCACCUCUUUUCCCACUAUCCCAGAGUAUGGUUUGUUGCCAUGAGGUCACCACCUGACCAUACUUGUUCUGUAUUGUGGGGUUGGGGAUUGGGAGUGGGAGUGGGAGCAGGGAGGUCAUUCUAGUCCCUGAGAUGCUGCUUCUCACCAUCCUUCUCUACCUACAUAUCCCCCUUUUGUGAGAGUCCG
Messenger RNA from Phascolarctos cinereus (koala), 3352 nucleotides. The record is from RefSeq and is a predicted model, not a curated record. Lineage: Eukaryota; Metazoa; Chordata; Mammalia; Diprotodontia; Phascolarctidae.